Amoebophrya sp. A25 is the source of this 1766-nucleotide messenger RNA. The record is from the annotation of a GenBank genome assembly. NCBI's taxonomy places the organism in Eukaryota, Dinophyceae, Syndiniales, Amoebophryaceae.
AGGGUGAAGGAUGAGGUUUGACAUUGUAGGAGUAACAUCCAACAAGUAAUCUACUUCGAGACGAUUGAACUACGCCACCUGGACCAAGAACUAUAUCGAAAAAUAUGUCAACAAUGUGGAAAAGGUUCAUCUCGUCCUCCAGAGGGUGCGCCUCUUGUGCCGAUUGCGAUGGCCACGAAUCCGGGAUUACAAAAUCGAUAAUGCAAAACUCGGUUGAAUGACUCCACGUCAAAAGUCAUGAAUCGGGUUAUCGGUACCCCCGGACCACGUCCUGGAGGCGGCGGCGAGCGCGCUAACCAACCUCGGCAAUCCGCGAGGAGACGCUGCUCCGAGGUCUUCUUGCGCCUCCGAGCUUUCCCUGCGAUGAACUUGAAGACUGCUGCUGGGAUCUUGAUUUUAGUCAUCUGGCUCCCGUGGGUGAGCCAUUUUUUCGUGCCACACCUAAGCACGAAGCUGAACAAGUGGCUCCACAAUGUCGGACACUGGCGUGAAUCCCACGAAGCAGCUUCUGGCAUCAAAGCAAACGGAAAAAGUGCAGGGCGAGAAGCGCUAUCCCGUGAUCUCACAACCACGAAAAGCAAUUCGUACCCGGGGAACGCGAAGACAAAAACAGAUGCUCCGCAAGAACUACAUGGUCUGGCUGUAGAUGCCAAAGUUAAGGCCUCACGUCAAAGUCGAAGUAGAAGCUCACCUACUUAUUUCCAUACAGAUCAACGUGAUCAUCUUUAACUUUUUGCUCAUCUUUCAAGUCUGAACCUGUUCAAGUAGGAUGGAACGAGACGCGAGGUGGUGGAGCUGACUCUAAUAGAGGAGACGUCUCCACUGAAGUAACGAUCACGGCCGAUGGUCAAAUAGCGGCUUCGUCGGCCACUGGUCCGCCGGCUUCGGUCAGUCCUGAAGUUGUUGGAUCUAGGAAUUAUCGACCUGGCAGCGAUUCUUCAAACGAGCACAUCAAAGGGAAUAACGGCCAUCCCCAAGAACAGACAACAGGAGCGUCCUUGUCUCCCGAAGAUGAAGAAUUGAACUUGUCCAGCGCAAAAGGCGCUUUCCUAUAUGAAAUAGACGCGCCUUCUACCAUCAUUUCGAAUGGGAUGAAAAACGACAAGCAACUGCGAGACCCAAAAAGCAAAAAGCACUCAACUUCCGCAAGAGCCAAGAGGGACAAAUUUUUAAUCCCCGACUCAUGGAUGGACGUAGGUACAAGUACUAGCACUUCUGUCGAUGAGGGUCUUGAAGAUAGUGAGCAGGUGCAGGUGGUGCCCGGACUUGUAAAGCUGCACGACCCAAAGGGCCACGCGAAAGGCAUGAAAGGUGCUAGCAGGAACGCAGCGCUACAGAACAGCACAACACAUCAUGAGCACAGAACUACGGAACGGGACAGCACAGCACAACGUGAGCACAGCGCAGUACAGCGCAGUACAGCACAGUACAGCACAGUACAGCACAGUGCAGCACAGGACAGCACAGCACAGCACAGCACAGCACAGCACAGCACAGCACAGCACAGCACAGCACAGCACAGCACAGCACAGCACAGCACAGUACAGUACAGUACAGUACAGCACAGUACAGCACAGUACAGCACAGUACAGCACAGUACAGCACAGUACAGCACAGUACAGCAUAGUACAGCGCAGUACAGCGCAGUACAGCACAGUACAGCACAGUACAGCACAGUACAGCACAGUACAGCACAGUACAGCACAGUACAGCACAGUACAGCACAGUACCACAUCAGUCGACUCCGGUACAGGACGUAUCCUUGA